Molecule: messenger RNA, 213 nt
Organism: Fusarium subglutinans
Lineage: Eukaryota; Fungi; Ascomycota; Sordariomycetes; Hypocreales; Nectriaceae
Product: global transactivator
Exons: 2
Coding region: 1-213 (70 amino acids)
Source: RefSeq, a predicted model, not a curated record
AUGCAAUUUGCAAAUGUUGUUAUCCGAUGCGGACAGUGGUGGAAGAAAGCGUGGGAGCAGCAAGCAGCUGGACGAGUUCACCGACCAGGGCAACAGAAGCCUACCUUAUCUACGAACUCAGAGCCCAGGACUUUGCCUUGGGGAAUUACAAGAUGGAGGACAAAGGAUGGUAACGGUAAAAUUUCAGGGUAUUUUGUCCUAAGAGAGGCCUAA